Molecule: messenger RNA, 366 nt
Organism: Rotaria sordida
Lineage: Eukaryota; Metazoa; Rotifera; Eurotatoria; Philodinida; Philodinidae
Source: the annotation of a GenBank genome assembly
AUGAAACCUCAAUGUGUUCGAAUAAUUAUUCCUUCGAAUAAACAAAUUCAGUUUCUUGCACCAAUGCAACAGGAAAUAUUGCAACAUCCACGACCAUGUGUACCAGUACAAGUUCGUUUGAUUAAGUCAAAUGCUUCUGUUGUUAGCUCAUCUGCUAUACCUUCUACUUUGGAAAAUAAUGCUGCAUUACGCACACCACCAGCUUCAUUGAAUACCAAUCAACCAAUAUGUUCGACAAUAGUAGCAGCACCUUCAAAUCAAGAACCACCUCAAAUAUUAUCUACAUCUGCAAGUGCUUCAUUAGAAAAUACUUUUGUACAAUGCGAUUCAAUAAUAAAUAUAGGUAAAGAUAAUGCUUUUACUUAA